This is a messenger RNA of Symbiodinium necroappetens, 1655 nucleotides long. Lineage: Eukaryota; Dinophyceae; Suessiales; Symbiodiniaceae. The record is from the annotation of a GenBank genome assembly.
GUCGGCGGCUGUUGGAACUCACGCUCGCAGCUCCGGCAGGGUCAAGCCGAUCUUCGUCGGAGCCCGAAGCCGAGGACACGGCGUUCCCGUGUUGCAAUGCUUUCACACAUCUCUCCUGCCUCGUGCGCUGCGCGCAACUGCACGGUACAUGCCCCAACUGCCGAGCUGCCAUCGACCACCUCCCGCGGGAGCCUGGAAUCGCUGCGCGAUGCCAAGCGCUGGGGAUCAACAUGCAUGCCGCGAACAUUUCGGCACCCGACACAGCCGUUGCCGUUGUGCGCGACUACGCGAUGCGGACCUUCUCGCGGGCAGAUGCGGUCGAGCCGCGUGAGCCGAUUCACAUCAGGGCUGCAUGCUGCAAUCGCCUCGCAGGGCCGGCGCUCGACUUCGCAGAGCUGCCCGACACCCGCAUGCAUUGGACCCCGCUGCCGCGCCGAGGCACCGAAGGCAUCGAGGCUUGGCUGCCACAAUGGAUGUGCAUGCGGUGCCAGAACGAGCUGCGGCUGGAGCGCAUUUGCGUCCCGGAUCCAACCCCCUCAUGCCCUGUAUGUUUGACGCCGAUGCUCUGGGAGGUCGACUGCGCGAGACGACAAGAAAGGUGGGCCUGCAGCCGCUGCCCUUUUGCGCACUCUGGCAGACCACUGGCGCUGAGGCCCGUCCCACCAUGCCGCUCGCCCGACCUCCCAACCCACGCACCCCCCGCCUUGCCCGCGGCCGACCCUGGCGUGCACAACGCUCUGCAUGCGCCGGUGCCUGCGCCAACCCAGUUCACAACUCUGGGCCCUCCAGCUUUGCCUUUGCGGGACGGCACCAACUCCGCCCUGUACGUUCCUUUGCUGCUCGACGCCGCAGGCAUGCUCUCGGCAGAGGCGCAGCGGGACUGGCGCUCGCGCGCUCCCAUCAACGAGUGGUGGGAUGCCGCCGUCCAGGCUUUGCGGGCACGGGCUUUCAUCCCCGUGCACGAGUUAUCCGCAGCUGUCGAGCAUGUCGCCCAAGCUUUCGCGCCGCCGGUUCUGCACUCGCCCUCGGUUAUGCGGUUCCGGGCCUGGGCCGCAGCGCAGGCCGGAAACGUCACGUCCCUGGCCGAAUUAGUCCGUGUGAUUGCCGUAGCGCCCGAGGGCCACUACAUCGCGGCACCGCUGCAGGAGGCGCUGCUCACCCUUUUGGUCGGCCCCGCGGCUGUCGCCACCCUUGCGCGUCUCAUCGAGGGCCUGCGAGCCCGGCCGGUCGAUGAGCCACCACAAUCGGCCUCUGCUCACGCUGCCGCGCCCGCGGCUAUGCGCUGGCAAGGUGAUGGGCCGGUUGAUGACGCUGCUGCGCCUGCAGCUGUGCGUCAGCAGGGUGAUGCGGCCUUCCGCGCGGGUCUGCAAUCGCUUGACGCCAUUGAUCUCGCAGCCACACUGUGCAGACGCGUCCUCACACUACAGACUGUGCCGGUGCAAGUCCGCAGCACCUUGCGUAUUGCCUUCCGCGCCGGGCUCCAACUCAUCGCGGACGCAAGCUCCGCCGACUCGGAGUUGCGCGGCUGGAAACUCUUUUACCUCGCCACCCGCAUGCUGUUGCACCGUGCCCCCGGCGAAACUCGCGUUCCUGCCACCGAGCUGGACCGACGAUGCGAGCUUUUCCGCCGAGGUGACUGGCCCUGCUUGCUCGCU